This is a messenger RNA of Ipomoea triloba (trilobed morning glory), 600 nucleotides long. RefSeq lists its product as uncharacterized. The transcript is spliced from 3 exons. Gene Ontology annotation, molecular function: nucleic acid binding. NCBI's taxonomy places the organism in Eukaryota, Viridiplantae, Streptophyta, Magnoliopsida, Solanales, Convolvulaceae. The record is from RefSeq and is a predicted model, not a curated record. The coding region runs from base 1 to 600 and encodes 199 amino acids. Gene Ontology annotation, biological process: DNA integration.
AUGCGAAGAUUACUUCAAAAGCAAGGAAUACAACAUCAGGGAGGAGUUCCGUAUCACCCUCAGACUACCGGACAAGUUGAGAAUGCAAAUAGAGAUAUCAAGGCCAUAUUGGAAAAGACAGUGGCUCGGCAUAGAAAGGAUUGGAUUGACAAACUUAGCGACACGCUAUGGGCUUUUCGGACUGCUUAUAAGACACCGAUAGGGACUACUCCAUACAGAUUGGUAUAUGGAAAAGCAUGUCAUCUUCCGGUUGAGAUCGAACACAAGGCAUAUUGGGCCAUUAAAAAACUGAAUGAAGAUCUAACCAUAGCAGGACAGGAGAGAAUACUACGACUAUUUCCUGGAAAACUCAAAUCGCGAUGGACAGGACCAUAUAUUGUUACAAAGGUUUUUCCUUAUGGAACUCUAGAGAUCAUGCAUCCCGAGAAAGGAACUUUCAAAGUAAAUGGCCACCAAGUCAAGAAAUACUAUGGGAUGGAAAAUGCGCAGGGGAUAGUCCAGUGUUGCAGGCUAGUACCCUGGGAUGCUGAAUCUCGUUGCAAGAACAUGAGAAUCAUCUAUCUAAGCAUUAUGAGCGGUAUGACGUGGGAUGCUUACUAG